GCUCUACCGGUGUUACCUCAACUUCCCGGAAGACGAGCGGCGGCGGCGGCGGCGGCGGCGGCAGCGGCAGACUCCCCGUGACCGGACGGAGGGUCGGGGGGUGACGAUGUGGAUAUAACCUGGAUCCGGUAACGCUGGAAAGGGGGCGGCGGAACCUGACGUACAACGAGCGGACUGGGCGAGGCGGUGCCAGUGCGAUCAGGAGCGAGCUCUCUUCCAGACGACAACACCGUCUGGUCUGAUACCUCGCGUGCGGUUAAGAGCCGAUAUCGGCUAAGAUGGCUCCUGUCGCUGAUGUCGCGGCGUGGGCGGAGUCGCUCGACCAGCUUCUGGAGUGUCAAACAGGCCAGCUGGUGUUCGAGGACUUCCUGAGGACAGAAUACAGCGAGGAGAACCUUUUGUUCUGGCGGGCCUGCGAGGGCUACAAGAAGAUCGCCGACGAGGCAGAAUUGGCGGUCGCUGCCAAAAGGAUCUUCGUCGAGUUCGUCCAGGUCGACGCUCUGAGACAGAUAAACAUUGACUGUGUGACCAGAGGCGAGAUCAGCGGGAAUCUCUCUCGGCCGGGGCCGGGCUGCUUCGACAGGGCGCAGCGGCUGAUACGCCGCCUGAUGGAAAACGACUGUUAUCCGCGAUUCCUCAAAUCGGAAAUCUACCAGGCUCUCCUGGAGCGGCCGUGAAAGCAGCUCGGCGGGAAUAGAGCUCAGCAGACGAUGGACUCCGCGACUCCGGGCGGAACCCUCCUUAGAAUUUCACCGCAAACGAAGAGGCCUCGCCCGUGACAGGAAGCAGAAGUGAAGGCGGAUGCGGAGCGGCCGGCGCGAGCGGCCGACAGCAUCUUAACGCCGAAACGUUAUCGAAAUGAUGUAUUUAGCAGCUUUUCUUCAAGUCGCCUAUUUCUCCCCGCUACGGCUGCGUCAUAUUGCAUAAAAAGAGGACGUCUUCUGUUGUUUUUUUUCUGGAAGGGAUGACAUUUGUUCGGAGGGGCGAGUUGUAAACACGAGUUAGUCAUCGGCGCCCUUGAAUUAUUCAAGAGUGUGACGUAUUUCAUUUCCGACUGGCUCAUUUUCAGAAGAUCCUAACAAAUUUAAUAAAAACGUACUUGUGAGAACCGUCAGCGGCCGAAUGAGUGACACGUCACGUGUUUUUAUACUCCAAUUGAAAAGAUUUGGUAUGAUAUAUAACACUGUGUGUGCGAUCUAUGUUCCCGUCGCAUUUCUUUUUCUUCUGAAGAACCUGCUUCCCGCAGUGUGUUUGGUCUCCGGCGUCAUUUUGUUUUCCGCUGUUGUCCGCACAUCACACACAAGCUUAAUGACGGCAACUUUAAAAAGCGUUUCAUGCUCCCUAGUGCGUAAGUUAUUUUUUUUAUAUUUUUCAUUUGAAUAAAACUCUUGUUGUUGUUGAGCUGCAGCCGCUGUGGGCGAUUAUGAUGAUUCGCAAAAAAUGUUGUGUACGUGUGGUCUGAUUUAUGAGCAUGCAGACGUCCAAUGCGACGACAGAAAUAUAGUAGUAUAGGUUUAAAGAGGUAUAGUAAUGUAUAGGUUUAAAGAGUUUGGAUUCGCGAGGUCUUUAACUUUUCAAGAUAUUUUUCUCUAAAAUAAUAUGACGAGGACCAACGAAUUGAAAGAGGACAUAACCUGAGUGAAAUGUCUGGGGGCAAGGUUAAGUUUGAGAAGCAAAGACCUCGGCACCGCUGGCGUCUGUGGCACGGUGCGAUACUCCGGACUUCACAAGGGCGAAGUGUUGCGAAGAUCCCCUGAUCUGUGAGAACUGUUUCUGCCGCUGUUCUAAAUGGCUUUAAAAGCUGAAGACUGAAACAUUGGUAUGAAAUGGAAAGUAAAUAAAAAUGCCAAUGUGUU
This is a messenger RNA of Scophthalmus maximus (turbot), 1856 nucleotides long. Its product is annotated as regulator of G-protein signaling 21-like. NCBI's taxonomy places the organism in Eukaryota, Metazoa, Chordata, Actinopteri, Pleuronectiformes, Scophthalmidae. The record is from RefSeq and is a predicted model, not a curated record. The transcript is spliced from 5 exons. The coding region runs from base 279 to 677 and encodes 132 amino acids.